UCCGGGACGUUGGACGGACCGCAGUUAAAUACCUCCCCGCCCGCUGAUCUCUACAAUUAGACAGUUGGGAGGUUGGGAGGUUCAUCUGACACUUGGCCGAAUCUCGUCCGUGCCCGGCUCGGCGCUGAGCGGAGCAGCUCCCCCGAACACCACGCGGCGGCCGGAGCUCCCCGCACCCUCGCCGGCACGGCUGCCAGGUCAGAGGUUUGAUGGGAUACUUCAACUGUGACGACAUAGCAGAUAUCGUACCAGCGCAAGAACCCACUACAAGUGGUGAUGAAGGCCAGGAUGCCAGCAACAAGGAACUCUCUCGGGAAGAGAGGUCUGACCCCACUCCACUCCCGUCCGCUAUUGUGGGGGACGCUUCUCCUGUUGGUCUUGCCAUCGGUGGAAACCGGGAGGUUGAACAUUCCCAGACUCAAGCUCUCCCAUAGAGAUCUGUUGAUCUCAAACAGCUGCAUUCCAUUCCUGGGAUCUGCCGAGGGCUUUGAUUUUCAAACUAUUCUGAUAGAUGAGGAGAGAGGGAAACUGCUCCUGGGAGCCAAGGAUCACAUCUUCCUGCUCAACUUGGACAACCUCAACAAAAACAUACGGAAGAUUCAUUGGCCUGGAAGCAAGGAGAGAAUGGAAAUGUGCAGGCUAACGGGGAAGCAUCCCUCUAGGGACUGUGCAAAUUUCAUCCGAGUCCUUCAUAAUUACAACAAGACCCAUGUAUAUACCUGUGGGACUGGAGCUUUCCACCCAAUGUGCGCCUUUAUCGAGAUGGGAGCCCAGGCAGAGGAGCCUGUGUUUCAGCUGGAUUCACACAGUCUUGAGUCUGGGAGACUGAAAUGUCCCUUUGACCCUUUGCAACCUUUUGCCUCAGUGCUAACAGAUGAAUACCUGUAUGCUGGUACAGCGUCUGACUUCCACGGCAGAGACACGGCAUUUACUCGCUCUCUGGGACCACCUUUCAGCCAAAACUACAUUCGCACUGACCUCUCUGAGCAUUACUGGCUCAACGAAGCAAAGUUCAUUGGAGCGUUCCCCAUCCCCGACACCUACAAUCCAGAUGACGAUAAGAUAUACUUUUUCUUUCGAGAAGCCACAGAGGACAGCCGCACCUCUGACAGAGCCAUUUUUUCCAGGGUUGCUCGUGUCUGUAAGAACGAUGCUGGGGGACAGCGAAGCCUCAUCAACAAGUGGACCACGUUCCUGAAAGCUCGCCUGGUGUGUUCCGUCCCGGGUCCUGAUGGAGUGGACACCUAUUUUGAUGAAUUACAGGAUGUGUUCCUGCUCCAGACCAGAGAUCAAAGGAACCCCCUUGUUUAUGGAGUCUUCACUACCACAAGUUCGAUCUUUAAGGGCUCAGCAGUGUGUGCCUACAGCAUGGCCGAUAUCCGUGCUGCUUUCAAUGGACCCUACGCUCACAAGGAAGGUCCCGAUCACCGUUGGGUUGAAUACGAGGGGCGGAUUCCUUACCCCCGCCCAGGGACGUGCCCCAGUAGAACCUAUGAUCCCUUGAUAAAGUCCACAAAGGAUUUCCCGGAUGAGGUGAUCAGCUUUAUCCGCUAUCACCCGGUGAUGUACCAGUCUGUGCACCCGAUGGCGGCAAAGCCCGUCUUCACCAGGAUCAACGUGGAGUACCGGCUGACGCAGAUUGUAGUGGACCACGUGGUGGCUGAAGACGGACAGUACGAUGUCAUGUUCCUGGGCACAGAUAUUGGAACAGUUUUGAAAGUGGUGAGCGUCACCAAGGAAAACUGGGUCACUGAGGAAGUGAUCCUGGAGGAGCUGCAGGUGUUUAAGGGUCAUUCCCCAAUAUUGAACAUGAAGAUCUCUUCCAAACAGCAACAGUUGUACAUUGGCUCCAGGGACGGGCUGGUCCAGCUCUCCCUGCAUCGUUGCGAUACCUACGGUCAGGUCUGUGCUGAGUGCUGUCUGGCCAGAGACCCUUACUGCGCUUGGGACGGCAUCUCCUGUUCCCGCUACAUGCCAGCGUCCAAGCGGCGGACGAGACGUCAGGAUGUGAAGCAUGGAGACCCAGUCAGCCAGUGCUGGGACCUGGAAGAAAGUAUGAACAGGGAGAGCGACGAGAAGCUGAUGUUCGGUAUCGAGUUUAACUCCACUUUCCUGGAGUGUCUCCCCAAGUCUCAGCAAGCUUCGAUCCGGUGGUUUGUUCAACGUCCCGGCAAUGAUUAUCGGGAGGAGGUAAAAAGUGACGAGCGAAUUGUCAAAACUGAACACGGCCUGCUGAUCAGACGAGUGGAGAGUCGGGACACCGGGCUGUACCUGUGCAGAGCAGAAGAGCAGUCCUUCACUCACACCAUCGUCAGGCUGGAUCUGCGGGUUAUCGCGAACGAGCAGAUGCUGAGCGCCCAGAAGGCGGCGGAGGAGGAAGUGAGGAGCCGGGACUUUGCCUCGGAGUCGCGGCUGAGAUACAAGGAGUACGUCCAGCUGCUGAGCAGUGCCACUUUCACUGUGGACGACUACUGUGAGCAGCUGUGGCACCGUGAGAAGAGGCGGCAGCGGAACAAGGGAGCCGGGAAGUGGAAGCACGUGCAGGAGAUGAAGAAGAACAGGAACCGACGGCACCACGCCUAGGCCGGUGCCGCAGGAGAACGGGGGUCCCAGCCUCAAGCCGAGUGGCCGAACUCCGCGAACACUCUGCACUCCGCCGAAGCAAGGACUUUCAAUCUCACACAACGUGCUCAGGGUAUCCACACUCUGACGAUGCAUUCUUCUCUAAGGCUACAUUCUGUAGAAUUUACAUCAUUCAGCCCAGCAGACCACAGAGCACUCCAUCUCUAAAGGAUCUCUCUACUCAGCAUGGACUCGAUGAGCCAAAGGGCCUGUUUCUGAGCUGUAGUGCUCUAUGUGUCUGUCUCACAUCUCCUCACACUCCAAGGUACAGCUCUUCACGGUCACAUUCCUCAGUGGCGGAGGACGUGUCCGAGGAGCAGCUCCUCGAGGCUGCAACACCUCACACCAUGUCCUCCUGAGGAAACACCUAGAGGUUGUGGUCAUUGUUCUGACCGAACGGCAAGUCUGAAGUUGGUGGGUCCAGUGCUGGAUUGUUGCCAUAAUCAUUGGUGUUGCUUUAAAACUCAACUCUGGACACUGCUAGCAGUCAUUAGAAAUCAACUGGUGCCUUUUCUGUGAUUCAGUGGCCAACACUGAUAAUCACCGAGCACAUUCCGUCAGCUUCUUCAUCAACAUCAGCCCAGUAUAAUGGGACGAUGUUAUUCUUUUUUUUGUUGUAAAUGUUCAUGGUAUUUAUGCAUGUGACUUAUUAUUAAAUGUAAACAGAAGACGAAUCUUACACAGCUGCUUUCAUGGUCGGUUGCGUUGUAAGAUAAUUACUGUGCUUCUACCCUGUAAAAGAUUUGGUGAUGUUCCUUGUUUUGAUAAUGGGCAAGAACGUCUUUUCUUCUUAAAAUGUUGGCUGAUGGGUGCCAGGAAGACUGUAGAGGGUAAGCAGGCAGGUACCUGGGGAAUACAACACCCAGGGCCUGUUUUAAUACUAGACAAGAAAGCCUUUUUCUUCUUAAUAUGUUGGCUGGUGGGGACAGGAAGAACCUCUGUGGAGGUUAGGCAGGCAAGUACCCUGGGGAUACAACACACAGGGCUCUCAGCUAUACUGCACCUGUUUGGGUUGGCAGUUCCCAGAGGAAACCUUGCCACAGUUUGGUUGCAUGGAACAAAGAUGGACAGAUGUCUGACACUUCAUUAAGGUGAAAGGAGAGAAACCCAGCAGGACAAAUCAGAUCACCACGUGCACAGUGUGUCUCUUCAGUGGAGACCCUCCCAAAUGGAGCCCAUGGUGACCGAAAGUUUUGGAAAGAGGCUUGCAGGAAGGCUUGAGAAUUAAUAAUUCCACUUCCUGAUUACUGUUUUCCUCCCUGUGUUAUUACUUACUUUUUUGUUGAUAAUAUAAUGAAUUUAGCAAACCUGUUUAAGUUAACAUGUAUACAGGAAAGUUUCAGCAAGGAGCUGAAGUGACAGAACUUUGGUAUGUGUGUCACUGCAAAACAAAUUCCUUACUCCUUAGCUUAGAAUUCAGUUUUAUUUACUAGUUGAGCCUUCUUAGAGGUUCUUUUAUAGUUGAGUUGAUGUAUGAUUUCCUAGAAAUGUCACCUUCAAACAAACAAGAUUUGUGAACAUUGACAGCCCAUUACCCUCUGUCCAAGGGAAAGAUCCAACAACUCCUCUGCUGAAUAUUCCUGGCACUCCAGGGCUGUUGUCACUCAAAUGGGUCUCCGUGGACAUUGUCACAUCAGCCAGAUCCAUCUCCUUGGAAACUAUCUGUUCUGGUCAGGGCGGAGAGCUCAGAGUGGUGCUGAAGGCCCGUCUCUCUCUUCCGGGUUCCAGCCAGAGUGGUGUCUGUUGAGUGAGGAAUGCCAGCUCACAGAAAUGAAUGUAUUGUCCAUCCCCUUUAACCUGGUGUUUGUUCGUAAUAUACAGCUUAGACCAUUGAAAGGUUGAAUAGUCUGUUAGGCUGAGUAAGCAACUCCUUCUCAUCAUCAGCAUGUCCUUCCAAUCCUACAGUUUAAUGGUUUACAUUCAAGUAAUGUUCCUCAUCCAAGUAAUGUUUCUCAUCCUUCACUAUCAGGAGGCCAUUCAGUCCAUUGAGUCUACGCUAGCUCUCACUGCAGUGUUGCAUCAGACCCAUUGCCUCCACCUUUCUCGUAACCUGUGAAGUUGACAUUAUGGGUCGAGACCCUCAUGGGUCAAACCCAAAGUAUCGACUGUCCAUUUCCCUCCACAGAUGCUUCCUGAUCCAUUGAGUUCCUGCCAGCAGCUCAUUUUUUGCUCCAGACUGCAGUUCUGCAGUCUCCUGUGUCUGAUUUCCUGGUAGCCUUUACUCUCCCACAGGUACUCAUUAACAUCUUCCUGAACUCGCCUACAGACAAGGGACACAUUACAGCAGCCUGUUAUCCAACUAGUCUGCACGUGGGAGUGAACCAGACCACCCAGGGAAACCCACUUGCUCAUAGAGGAGCAAACAAAGUCCAUACUGACAGCACCUGUGACCAGGAUUAAACCUGGGUUAUUAGAGUUGUGAGUCAGUGACAUUACUUGAAACACCAGCGUGUCAAUCAGUCAGCACGAACUUAGCCAAGACAAGCUCUGAGGAGAGGACGUUUAACAGGAUUCUGCCUGGAUUAAAGAGCAUGUUUUCUGAGGAAAGUUUGAGUGAGUUAGGGCUUUUCUCUUUCUAGUGUAGGAGGAUGAAUGAGAGGUGACUUGAUGUACAAGAUGAUAAGAGGCACAGAUCGAAGGCAUUUUCAAAGGGUGGAAAUGGCUAAUAUGAGGGAGCAUAAUUUUAAGGUGAUAGAAACAUAGAAAAUAGGUGCAGGAGUAGGCCAUUUGGCCCUUCAAGCCUGCACUGCCAUUCAGUUUGAUCAUGGCUGAUCUUCCAACUCAGAACCCUGUACCUGCCUUCUCUCCAUACCCCCUGAUCCCUUUAGCCACAAGAGCCAUAUCUAACUCCCUCUUAAAUAUAGCCAAUGAACUGGCCUCAGCUGUUUCCUGUGGCAGAGAAUUCCACAGAUUCACCACUCUCUGUGUGAAGAAGUUUUUCCUCAUCUCGGUCCUAAAAGAAUUCCCCUUUAUCCUGAAACUGUGACCCCUCAUUCUGUACUUCCCCAACAUCGGGAACAAUCUUCCUGCAUCUAGCCUGUCCAAUCCCUUUAGGAUUUUAUAUGUUUCAAUAAGAUCCCCCCUCAAUCUUCUAAAUCCCAGCGAGUAUAAGCCUAGUCGAUCCAGUCUUUCAUCAUAUGAAAGUCCUGCCAUCCCAGGAAUCAAUCUGGUGAACCUCGCAUUAGGGAUCAGAUAUACUAACACCCAGGAAUUUAAAGAACAUAGAGCAAUACAUCACAAUACAGGCCCUUCAGCCCACAAUGUUGUAACAACCUUUUAACCUAUUCGAAGUUCAAUCUAACCCCUCCCUUCUACGUAGCCCUCCAUUUUCUAUCAUCCACCUGCCGAUCUGAGUUUCUUAAAUGCUCCUAAUGUAUCUGCCUCUAACACCACCCCUGGCAGCAUGUUCCACACACCUAUCACUCUCUGUAUUAAAAAAAAUUCCUACCUUUGACGUUUCUCUUGUGCUUUCCUCCAAUCAAUAUAAAAUUAUAUCCCCUCACCUUGGGAAAAUGUUUCUGGGCACUGACUUCCUCUACCACAAUGCCCUGAUGUAGACUGGCAUGUUCACCCUCACCCCCCCAUCCGAAAGCCAACAAUCAGUCCUUCAGUUUGACUGAUGGUGAGUGAGAGGUUGCUGCUGUGGCAUCUCUCAACCCAAUAUCCUACCUUGCUCCCAUAUCCUGACCCAUCGCCACCUGUGCUUCAUUGAACAAUAGUGGUCAAUGGUUCUUCAGAGGAUGGAGCCAAGUAUCCAUACCAUUCCUAUUACCAGAACGUUACUCCUUGAAGGAUCAGAUUUUUCCAUGUAAAGAUGUUAAAUAUAUUCAUUGUAUUCAUAUCCUGGGAGUGGAAUUUGAAUGUAUAUUUUGGUAUUAUUUUAAUAAAGUAGAUUC
Messenger RNA from Mobula hypostoma (lesser devil ray), 6518 nucleotides. RefSeq names its product sema domain, immunoglobulin domain (Ig), short basic domain, secreted, (semaphorin) 3D (gene sema3d). Bases 277 to 2583 code for a protein of 768 amino acids. The record is from RefSeq and is a predicted model, not a curated record. The transcript is spliced from 19 exons. Gene Ontology annotation, biological process: negative regulation of axon extension involved in axon guidance; positive regulation of cell migration; negative chemotaxis. NCBI's taxonomy places the organism in Eukaryota, Metazoa, Chordata, Chondrichthyes, Myliobatiformes, Myliobatidae. Gene Ontology annotation, molecular function: semaphorin receptor binding; chemorepellent activity. Gene Ontology annotation, cellular component: plasma membrane.